AUGAUGAAAAUCUUUCUUUUAUUCCUGUGCUUACUAUGGACACUUGUGUCUUCAGAAAUUGUACCCACACCACACUACAGAACUCCAAAAAACAUUGCAUUUUCCUCACACGGAGGUGGCAGUAGUCAUCACAUAUGGGUCAUGGAAAUUCUGAAGGAAAUGAAUCACCGAGGACACAACGUUUCGUUUUUUUCACGGGGCGAUCAACUUCGCUUUGCAAACGGCUAUCCGGUCAAGACACGUCAAGUGGGCGGCACAACAGAUUUCUUACGCCAUCCUUUAAUCCUUGAUCUUUUAUCUACUCAUCCAGAUCAUACAGUCAUUUCUAUGGGUGCUAUGGAAGCCUGCAUGAUGAAUUACCCCACAGAAUUCUUUGAGCUUCAGAAUUUGUUUCAGUCGGAAAAAAUCGAUUUAGUCAUAUGUGACUCUUUUGCUAUCAGCUGCAUUGACACUGCCAUAGUUUCCAAGAUACCUGUCAUGAUCACAUCUACCUUUGGUUUAUUUGCAGAUGACGAUGCUACCUAUAUAAACAAUAAGCUUUACAGUGAAGCAAGUCCUACAACACAAGAUGAAUCCAUGUGGGCAAGGAUUUACCGCGAUUACAUUAGUGUUCCACGCAUUAUGCGCACGCUUUCAAAACGUCUUGCCCACGUCCAUGCCUUUCAACGCCAGCUGGGUCUCACACCGACAUUUGAUGCAUCCACUGACCGGUACAACCACGUUCCUAAAAUGGUCAAUAAUGUAUUUGGUAUCGAAGUUGCUCGAAGACAUAGUCCCUUAGUGCAUAUGAUUGGUCCCAUUAUCAAGGCCUCUUAUCCGUCGUUGGAUGCUAUCUCUUCCGAAUUUUUAAACCGACAUAAAAAAGUGGCUUAUAUAGCCUUUGGUCAGCAUGCAAGUCCCAGUGAUAAAGACGUCAAGAUGCUUAUGCAAACCCUAUUGAGAUUGUUAGAUGAAGGUCACAUUGAUGGUAUCUUAUGGGCUCGCUUAGAUGUUCAACAGUUGCCACCAUCUAUGGAAAUUUCUUCACAUCCAGACAUACUCUUAAUGGACUGGGCUCCUCAAUUUGCUAUUCUGGAACAUCCAUCUACGGCUUUUUUCCUCACGCAUGGUGGUGUAGGCUCACUUCAUGAAGCCUUAUUUAAUGCUGUACGUUUAUUUGUCUACCCAUUUUUUGGUGAUCAACCUACCAAUGCUCGUGCCAUUGAGCGUGUUGGUGUAGGCAAAUACAUGGACCUUUCAAACCCGACCUUCGACGAUUCGUUUUACAAGACAUUUUAUCAAAAAUUAGCUCAAGUAGCAUCAGACCCGAACCAUACACUCCAGACGAACGUAGAUAGAUAUAGUGCCUAUGUACAAGUAGCUGCAUCCAAUGCCGUAAAAAGAAGCGCAGAUUUAAUGGAAGAAAGUCUAUUUGCGAGUGAUGAUCAGGGAAGGCUUUACUAUCGUAAUGAUGUAGGAUAUGAAAUUCAUUGGUUGAAGAGAAAUAAUUUGGAUGUUUAUGCUGUCUUUGCUGUGCUGGCCAUGGCGCUGUAUAAGCUGGUUAAUCUGGGCUUGCUUGAAUGGAAACGACAUUUUUUGACGGGCCAGAAAGUAAAGGUCACAUAA
Messenger RNA from Mucor mucedo, 1605 nucleotides. RefSeq lists its product as uncharacterized. Lineage: Eukaryota; Fungi; Mucoromycota; Mucoromycetes; Mucorales; Mucoraceae. The record is from RefSeq and is a predicted model, not a curated record. The transcript is spliced from 4 exons. Gene Ontology annotation, molecular function: UDP-glycosyltransferase activity. Bases 1 to 1605 code for a protein of 534 amino acids.